Histoplasma capsulatum G186AR is the source of this 1491-nucleotide messenger RNA. RefSeq lists its product as uncharacterized. Gene Ontology annotation, molecular function: DNA N-glycosylase activity; damaged DNA binding; DNA-(apurinic or apyrimidinic site) endonuclease activity. Gene Ontology annotation, cellular component: nucleus. The coding region runs from base 210 to 1361 and encodes 383 amino acids. The record is from RefSeq and is a predicted model, not a curated record. Gene Ontology annotation, biological process: base-excision repair. NCBI's taxonomy places the organism in Eukaryota, Fungi, Ascomycota, Eurotiomycetes, Onygenales, Ajellomycetaceae. The transcript has 2 exons.
CCCGUUAAGAGUCAUUAGGAUUUUUGUGCUGUGCUCUUUUUGAAGGAAAUUUAACCUGUUUUUCUGCAAGCUGUCAGGUGCUGCCCCAAGAUUCAAUUUACAGAACAAGGCACAUUCGUUCAAUUUUCAUAUCAUAUUUAAAAUAUAUUUAAAUAUACAACGUCGAACUUAUCGAUACACCUCAAGUCCUAUCCUACAUUGUUUCAGUCAUGCCUGAGUUAGCAGAAGUGGCGCGAAUUGUCCACUACAUUCGCACAUAUCUUGUUGGCAAAACCAUCACCCGAGUCCACGCCCAAGAUGACCCCAUCGUCUUUGGCAAAGCGGGAACCUCAGCAGCGGAGUUCAAGAAACACAUGGAGGGUAAAAAGAUUGUGGGUUCUGGGCAGCAAGGGAAAUAUUUCUGGAUAAUCAUGUCCUCGCCGCCCCAUCCUGUCAUGCAUUUCGGCAUGACUGGUUGGCUGAAGUUCACAAACGUGAACACGCAUUAUAGUCGAACCGCCCCGUCGCCGAAGAAUGAAGAACCGGUGUGGCCGCCGAAAUUCUGGAAAUUUAGGCUCCAACUUGAUGAUUCCUCGAAUUCUGAAGCUGCAUUCGUCGAUCCACGACGGCUUGCACGAGUGCGGUUGGUCGAUUGCCCUGGAGCUGAGAUCAGAAAACAUAGUCCGCUGAAGGAGAAUGGGCCAGAUCCCAUAUUGGACAAAGAUAUCAUGACGUUGGAUUGGCUAAAGAAAAAAUUGGCAAGCAAGAAAGUUCCCAUAAAGGCUUUACUGCUUGAUCAAGCCAAUAUCAGUGGCAUUGGAAAUUGGAUGGGGGACGAAAUAUUGUACCAUGCCAAAAUCCACCCAGAGCAAUACUGCAAUACCAUCCCAGAGGCCCAGAUCGAACAGCUCCACUCCGCAAUCAACUACGUAUGCUCAAUGUCAGUUGAUCUCCUGGGAGAUUCCGAAAAGUUUCCCGCCGACUGGCUGUUCAAGCAUCGGUGGGGCAAGGGAAAGCAGAAUCGUUCUCAAAAGUUACCCAAUGGCGACAAAAUUGUUUUCAUCACCGUUGGGGGCCGCACCAGUGCCGUAGUGCCAUCUGUACAGAAAAAAACAGGCCCAGUUGCAGCGGAUGCAGAAGAUGAGGUUACAGAGAUCGAUGAGUUACCGCCACCUAAGAAGAAGAGAGGCGCCGUUGCAAAGGAGAACAAAGGGGCAGAGAACCCUAAGGAGGAAUCUUCCACCAAGAAAGCUGCAACUAAGAAGUCGAAAGUUGAACCGACAGUAGAAGGUGAUGAGGAGGCACACGGGCAGAAGCAAAAGGCAGUUGCGCAAACUGAAUCAUCUUCAAGGCGUGGGAAAUCCUCUCGUUCGAGGAAGUGAUUAGGGAGGGAUUCAGGCGCAUGUGAUGGUUCACUAAGCAAAAGAAAGAAAUCGUUAAAACAGUUUCGUUAUUUCAUUGUUCAUGAGUAUAUUUGUUUCAGUAGUAUUGACGGUGUGUGGCCGAUCAUCC